UGACAAGGUGGGAACUGAGGAGGCUGUAGUGUAAUGAACAGAUGCCAGUAUGGUGGGGUCAAGGCUUACCUGGCUUCCCCAGUGCAAGGGUUCAAGAGGCCAAUUGGGAUGACUUGGAGGUGGGAGUGCUAAAGAGGGGUAGAAAUGAGUACAGGUUUUACCUUCUGACAAUGCUGUCAUUGGUGUUCUGCCCUUUCUAGAUACAUCAUCUACCACAGGGAACCAGAAUUUUCUUAUGGAUCCCAGUUCCAAUGAGAACUUGGUGAAAUAGGAUAGUGUGGGGUGUAAGGAGGGGAACUUGAUGUAGGAGAGCUUUUUAGUUCCUGGGUACAAAUCUCUCCUUUCUCCUUGCCCUCCUCCCCAACCUCUGUUGUUGCUGAUUCUCCCUAUAUAAGUAAUCUUUCUGCUUCUCUCAUUCUGGGAGUUCUCCUCUGCACUGACAGGACUGCUGCCCAGAUCUCUGAGCUUUGCAUUCCACUUUUUGAGCUCUGCUACAUGCUUACCCCUGUGUUUGAAGUUGGAUGGAGGGGUGGGGUAUAAACCUUCCUCAAGAACCCUAUGGCCAGGCUGGGAGAUGUCUUACCCACAGGAGCAAGCAAAACUGUCACUGGGUUACAGGAGGUAUGGCAGUGUCAUAGGUGAGGUCUCAGAGGAGAGAAAUAUCUAUGGGCUGGCAUGGCAAGAAUAGGCUUUCUAGAAGGGAUGGCAUUUCGCCUUGCCAAGGAGGAAGGAUAGGGCUGUGGUAGGCUUACAGGGGUCAUUCCAUGAAGGGGAAAGGCAUUAGAUAGCAAGCAGCACAGACUACUACUCAAAGUGAAGCUUGAUCCUGGGGGCGGUAUUUCCUCCCAUGAAAGAAGAUGCCUUCAACUUGACAUUCCUCUCAACUAGUAUGGGUUCCUGAGGGUGGACUAGUCAGUGAAGGCCAUCUUGUGCCCUGGCAGAAAAGCAGUGGUUUAAGUUUAUGUGUAUUGGAUGUGUUGGGGAGGAGUGGAGAGGUAUUCUUAGCUGCUUCCAGUUGUUUGGCUGCCACUGCCUUAUCUCUAAUUUGCAGGGCCUAGGGGGAGGAGUAGGUCCAGAAAAGUGCCUUCUGGCAGUGCCUCCUCCCCACCAGACUUGUUUUUGGUUAGAUUUGUUGUUUCCUGGUAAAGGGACAGACUUCUGGAAACAAUUGAGAAUUUAAGGCUGAAGGGCAGCUUUGAGCUGACCUGAGGUCGUAUCUCUGAGGAGUGUUGAUGAGGUAUGAGUUUCUGCAGGACCUCUGCUCUUAUGGCUCUGCAGUGGUGCUUGUCCCUUUGGAGACAGACAUAUGGGGAAGAGUUGUGCAACUCAGUGGCUUGACUAGAAAGCUGUAAUUCUUGCCCUGGAAUCCUCUCAAUUAGCAUGGUCUCUUGGAUCUUAGGGGAUCUCAUCCCCCCUCCUAUUCAGGACAGGAGUUCCCCAGGUGAUGGCCCUGUAAGUGGUCAUUCUGCCUCAGCUUACUUCUUACAUUCUUAGUACGUGGGCCAAGACCUGCCUUUUUGUGACUCCGUAGGUAACCCUCUGGGCCCUGGAUCCUAAGACUGCCCCUUCUGCACUCCUCAGAUAGGAGGAGAUUGUCCGGGUCUGGCUGAGCCCAGGAGCUGCACGGAAUGGUGGCAGUCACCUUGCCAGUGCAGCAGGCAUGGACCAGACUGCAAGCUAGGAGAGCAAGGCAACAGUCAGGAAGAGGGAACACACAACUAGGCUUAAGGCCUCUUCAUCGGGAUGUCCCCAGGCCCCCCAACCCAGGCCCUGCAUAAAGGCUGUGGGGGAGGCCCCCCCUGACCCAAGUGGGGGCUUCAUGCGCCACGUGCAGGCGGAGCCGUCUCCAUCCUCAGAGCCAGAGGCUGGCCCUUCGCAGCCUGCAGCCAGGCAGGGGGCUCUACAGGGUGGCCUGCUCAUGGGCUACAGCCCAGCAGGGGGGGCGACAUCCCCCGGGGUCUACCAGGUAUCCAUCUUUUCCCCUCCAGCUGGUGCCUCUGAGCCUCAUAAGGCCUUGAAAAGGCUGGCCCCACCUACUGAGGGUCCCCGGGAGCUGAAGAGAGGCCCUGGGCUGGGGACCAGAGAGGGAUUACCCCCUGAAGAACCAUUUACUGUGGGACUAUUGGGCCUCGAGGGACUGGGGCUGGGGCUGGGUGUGGCCAGCCAGCAUUUCUGCCAUCAUGGCCUCUGUGUUGUGGAACAGGGAGGUAGCUCCACCUCACCUUGGACUUCAGGGACCCAGAGUUCCCCUUGGCCCCCAUCAAAUGCUUCCUGCAAUACUUUGCACACCAGAGACUGGGCUUCCCCAGAUCCAGGGGGACAGGGGUCCCUGGGCGAGUCCCCAGGGCCAGCCCCUCCAGACCAGCUGCACACAAUUGACACUGAUUUGCACAGUCUUGCACAAAUUGGGGAUAAGAGCCCAGUGGCUGGGGUGGGCACCCGGGGCAGCCCCUGGCCUAGGGAGUCCCCUGGCACUGCCAAUGGGCAUAGUCCCGAGCACACACCCCCUGGCCCUGGACCUCCAGGCCCCUGCCCUACCAAGCGAAGGCUGCUUCCUGCUGGAGAAGCCCUGGAUGUCAACUCUGAGGAUGAGGGGCCAGCCCCUCGGAGGCGCCGGGGAACCCUGGGCCACCCUCCUGCUGCCAACAGUUCUGAUGCCAAAGCCACACCCUUCUGGAGCCACCUGCUGCCUGGGCCCAAGGAGCCUGUGCUGGACCCAACAGACUGCAGUCCCGUGGGGCGGAGGCUGAAAGGUGCACGUCGCCUAAAGCUGAGCUCCCUUCGAAGCCUUCGGAAGGGGCCAGGCCUGCUGAGCUCCCCCAGUGCCUCCCCUGUUCCUACCCCUGCUGUCAGCCGUACUCUGUUGGGCAACUUUGAGGAAUCAUUACUACAAGGACGCUUUGCACCAUCUGGCCACAUUGAGGGCUUCACGGCAGAGAUUGGAGCUAGUGGAUCCUACUGCCCCCAGCAUGUCACGCUGCCUGUCACUGUCACCUUUUUUGAUGUGUCUGAGCAAAAUGCCCCGGCCCCCUUCCUGGGCGUCGUGGACCUGAACCCCCUGGGGAGGAAGGGUUACAGUGUGCCCAAGGUGGGCACCAUCCAAGUGACCUUAUUUAACCCCAAUCAGACUGUGGUGAAGAUGUUCCUUGUGACCUUUGACUUCUCGGACAUGCCUGCUGCCCACAUGACCUUCCUGCGCCAUCGCCUCUUUUUGGUGCCUGUGGGUGAGGAGAGAAAUGCUAGCCCUACCUGCCGCCUCCUCUGCUAUUUGCUGCAUCUCAGGUUCCGGAGCUCCCGCUCAGGCCGCUUAAGCCUGCAUGGAGACAUCCGCCUGCUUUUUUCCCGCCGGAGCCUGGAACUGGACACAGGGCUCCCCUAUGAACUGCAGGCUGUGACUGAGGCCCCUCACAAUCCACGUUAUUCACCUUUGCUCUGAUUAUGAUUAUCAGUCCCUGAACCCAUGAGGGUCAAGGACCUCCCCAUACUGCUCCAUCCUGGACAAAGCAAACACGUGGAAAGGUGGCAAGAGACCUUUCAGGCUUGAAUUAAAGCCGUCAUCAUGCUCAUGCCCAAAUUAAUUAUUUGGGUAUUUAAAGCUUCUGAUCCUUACCAUGCUCUGCCCUACUCUGGGUACUCCAUAUGCCUCCCCCUUCCCUUGAAUUUCCCAGGCCAGCUUAGGUAGCAGGGAGGAACUGGAGCUACCCUGAGGUUGUCCCAAGUUCCCAGGCAAAUCAUGCCAGCAUUGCCUCCCUGUCCUGGGCAGGGGCCACUUAUUAUUUUAUUUAUUUUUAAUUUAUAAUUUAUUCAAAUUGGAUCGCCUUGGUCCCCUCCCAACCUGAUCAUUGGCAUUGCCCCUUCUCCUUCCCUGCUCUCAGCUAUUGCUGCAGCCUUAGAAAUUGAAGAGGCUGAUGUGGGGGCUGGGAGAGAACUGCUUUCCCUCAGCUGAGGGCAGAGAGGCGGUCCCAGAAGGACUGAGUCACUAGCCAAAGACUCAGCUUCCUCUGUCCCUGUUCCGUUCACUUCCCCUACCCCUUCCUCUGACCUCUCUCUGAAAACCAACUCACGUAUAUGUGUGUGUACAUGUGUGCACGUGUGCAUGUGCACUGGUGUGCUUGUGUGCACAGCGUGUAUGUGUGUGGUGUGUGUGUGAGAAAGUGUGCAUGCAUGCACACACACAGGGGUUAAUCACCCGUCAUGUAGGGCUCCAGACUCCAGUUGUCCCUCUCCUCCUGCCUGUGUCUCCUUUGGGGUUCUGACUGAGGAAGGUGUUCAGAGGGCAGAGUCAGGGCCAAGGAUCGGGGUGCCUCCUAUCAUCUGGCCAGACUCUGACCCACCUACCUCAGCUGGGGUGAGGGGCACCCCUCAAACUCAAUCAUGUGGUUCCCAACUACCCCAUUCCCCACUCCAGACUCUGACCCAGCCUUAGCCCUGACUCCUAGGGCUGGGCUGAGGGGAACAAGCAUUCGCUAAAACUUGAAAAAAAGAAAAGAAAAAGAAAAAUUGUACCUGGUACUUUUUUUAGGAAAAAAAGAAUAAAUUCUUGUUUGGAAACUUGA
Molecule: messenger RNA, 4556 nt
Organism: Manis pentadactyla (Chinese pangolin)
Lineage: Eukaryota; Metazoa; Chordata; Mammalia; Pholidota; Manidae
Gene: ATOSB
Product: atos homolog B
Exons: 9
Coding region: 1820-3436 (538 amino acids)
Source: RefSeq, a predicted model, not a curated record